AUGGUCUCCCCAAGCACGGUACUUUCUCGUGUGCUCGCACUUGGCCUUGUGGGCUCGAGUCUUGCAAACAACACUAUUGUGACCUCCUAUAUCUACAGCCCCGGGUUGAACCUGACGGUUUCGAUGGAUGUGGUGAAUGCCGACUACGCGUAUCUCUACGACAACACAACCACCAACGAGGACCUUACCAAGCACACCGACAUCACCACCACGGUCUCCGCGUACACAGUGGCCAAGGUCACUUCCGAAGUCAUCAUCACCGCCGCUUCCGCGAUCACGAUCUACGAGUUCAUCGCCGGGGUGAUCAAAUCCAAGUCUGAUGCCAACUCCUGCACCAUCACCUACGGCACCGACUCGGAUGGCAGCCACACCGAGGGUUAUGCCUACAAAGCCUCCACCACCGGCAGCAACUGCGACACGACUGCGGAGCUGAAAACGAUUCGUUCUGCGACGGAAAAGUGUGCCACCACCCUCAGUACCAUGGGCGCCGUGCGCGGCUGCUGUACCAUGACCCAUGAAGGCACUUGGGAGGGCCAUCUCCGCUUGUCGGGGGAUCCGACCAGUUAUCCUGUGACGACCGUGACAUGUUCAAUGGAAGAUUGGAACCAGAAGAUGAAAAAGAUGAGAUAA
Molecule: messenger RNA, 630 nt
Organism: Aspergillus saccharolyticus JOP 1030-1
Lineage: Eukaryota; Fungi; Ascomycota; Eurotiomycetes; Eurotiales; Aspergillaceae
Exons: 2
Coding region: 1-630 (209 amino acids)
Source: RefSeq, a predicted model, not a curated record